AUGGAGGUGAGUGUAAUAGCGGUGGUAAAGGUUUUGGCUCUCUUUUGUGCUCGAUUUGCCUUUGAUUUGAUCACCGAUAAUGGGGAUCAGUCGUGGGCGAAGCUUCAAUGUGGUCAUCAAUUUCAUUUCGAAACAAGUUACAAGGCCUGCCCACUUUCAACUUACAGCAAUAGUUUGUUUCCAAGUCAAGUCUUGGACAAAAUGGUGGCAGAUAACACUCUUCUAUUCUACCUUCUACAAGGCCAGUUUGUUCAAAGAAGUGAUAUUUUGCUUGAAGCAUUAUUUUGGAUUAAACUGGAGCUGUUCUGGCGGCAAAAGAAGAAGGCUGAACGUGCUUCAUCUUCUAUGCUGGAUUCUUGUAACUUUGUCAUCUAUGGCAAUGAAUCUCAAGUCAUAUGGGAUAGCUUUGAUAGCCCAACCGGGUGGUAUAAUCCACCAGUUUCGUAUCUGAGAGUUGACCACCGUUCGUCUAGUUGUAGACUGGUGAUGAGUGGACAAUUUUAUCUCGAUGUGGAUGAUGAUGGAUUGGCUGCCUACCCAGUAAAUCAUACUGGUAUUCCGGAGGAAUGUUACUGGAAAUUAACUGCAGGAAAUGAGACUUUGCAAACUAUAGCCAAUAGCUCUUAUCCUGCAGACAGCAAGACUGUGAUUUGUCGUGCUACACUUGAUCUUGAUGGGAUUUUAAGGCUAUACUCGCAUCGCUUUGAGAUCAGUGGUAACUCUAAUGUGACCACUAAGUCAUCUGCAAAGUUGAAGCAGUGUAAGGUGACCGGUUUCUGUGGUUUUAAUAGCUUCUAUUCUAGUCCUGGUGGCAUAGCUAAUUAUUACUGCUUUCCAGGAUUUAAGUACAUCAAUCCUGGUGUGAGGAAUCUGGGUUGCUACAAGAGCUUUAAUGAAGAAGAAGGUUGUGAAAGGAAUGAGCCAGAAGUGUUUCAUAACAUUACUGGUAUUGAGAAUACAAUGUUGGGAGGUUUUCCAUACCCUUUGCUACCAGUGAAUAAGGAAGAUUGCAAAGAGUCAUGCCUAAGUGAUUGUUAUUGUGCAGCUGCUCUGUAUUUGGACAGAACUUGUGGUAAACUGAAACUUCCACUGAUGUUGGGGAUGGAAGAUAAGAACAUAUCAGCUAUAGUCUUUAUCACAAUUCUUACAGCAAGUUUGGGUUUUAUGGCGUUCAUGUGUUUGCUCAUUGCAAUUUCUAGUUUCUUUGUAUACAAACACCGAGUGAGUAGAUACAGAGAGCUUUGCGAAAAUUCAAAUUUUGGUCUAACCAAAGAAUUCUCUCUGCAAUCAUUUUCUAAUAAUGAGCUGGAGCUAGCCACGAACGGGUUUGAGGAAGUGUUAGGAAGAGGUUGUCUUGGAGCAGUCUAUAAAAGGGCUAUAUGUGAGGGUAACAAGACGGUUGCUGUGAAGUGA
Molecule: messenger RNA, 1413 nt
Organism: Pistacia vera
Lineage: Eukaryota; Viridiplantae; Streptophyta; Magnoliopsida; Sapindales; Anacardiaceae
Product: G-type lectin S-receptor-like serine/threonine-protein kinase LECRK1
Exons: 4
Coding region: 1-1413 (470 amino acids)
Source: RefSeq, a predicted model, not a curated record